This is a messenger RNA of Sphenostylis stenocarpa, 606 nucleotides long. Lineage: Eukaryota; Viridiplantae; Streptophyta; Magnoliopsida; Fabales; Fabaceae. The record is from the annotation of a GenBank genome assembly.
AUGUUGGUUCAUUGCCUUCACAUUAAGGAAGCUGGAGAAGUUUUUCAGGUUUUAACACGUAUUUUACAUCAGAGAGAUGGGAUUUUUGUGGAGCUGCUUUUCGCUAGGAAUGUAGUAAUGAGUCUGUUGUUGCCAAUUGGAGAUUCAUGGUUUGAGGGUCGUGAGCGUGUGCGAUAUACCAGAGAGCAGCUUUUACAGCUUCAAGAGGCUGUCAAGGUCCUUGAGGUCCCUGAUGAUAUUCUGAAGAUUAAGCAAGAUAUAGAGGCUGAACUUUUUGGUGAAGAUCAAAGUUGGGGCAGCCAGGCUGAUAGCAAUCUUCCUCAUCAACUACAAAAUCGGUAUUCUGAACCAGAUAACCGUGAUUGGCGUGGUCGUUCUGGGCAACUUCCUUCUAAUCUAGAUGAGAGGUCAUGGGAAAACAUCAGAGAUAACAGUAGUCAAGUUAAUCGCCAAGACCAAAUUAUUUCCCAGUUUGCAAGGACACAAAUCUCUUCUAUUCAAGGGGGAGGACCUACUCCUACACUGGUCAAGGCUGAGGUUCCUUGGUCAGCUAGAAGGGGAAGUCUCUCUGAAAAGGAUCGUGUCUUAAAGACUGUGAAAGGGUAA